Pocillopora meandrina is the source of this 19130-nucleotide messenger RNA. NCBI's taxonomy places the organism in Eukaryota, Metazoa, Cnidaria, Anthozoa, Scleractinia, Pocilloporidae. The record is from the annotation of a GenBank genome assembly.
GAAAUGCAAUGUGACGGUAGCUACGGCGAUGUUUUGAUAUGAACGAAAGAUUGUUCUACGAGAAAAAAAGAGCGAAGUUAUGAUGUGUCUUGUUCAGAGAGGAUGACUUGCAUCUUAGAUGACGAUGAAGUAGACAUUGAAGCUGAAAUUCAGCGAGAACUCGACGCCCUUGAAGAUGACAGUUUGCAUAUCGAAGAUGUUGAAGAUGAGACAUCAACUUUGGAAACAGACGAGGUAAUUUACAGUUUUAAUUUGUGUCAAAACUGAACAGGUUAAUGAGUUAACUUGAUCGUAAUUUCAUUAUUAGAUUUAUAUUCGAGAUUUUUGCCUUUCCAGUUCACUGCAAAUAAAUACACUGCAGAUACGGUUAUGCUCAGCAAGCAAAGGAAAUAGAAGUUUUGGUAAACACAGGGAUCACAUUCAUUAUUGCGGAGCUGAAUUAUGCAUGAUUAGAUAAACGAGUUUAAUCUAACCAUAUUGUUUCUUAUUGUGCGAGUUUAAGUCGCUUAUGCAGGUGGGUUUGAAUAGAAAAAAGGUUUUUAACGCUGUAAAUUGAAUUCAGUUCGUUAGGUACUUAAAAACUGGAACUGCUCACUAGAGUGUGUUUUAUGAUAAGCUGAUGAAUCAAACCCGCACUAAGAUUGGUUCUUACCUUUGAUUUUUUGGAGGACAGACACAGAUGACUUCACCAUUGAAAAAUUUUUGUUUUGUUGUUACAUAAAACAAAUAUAUUCUAUGCUGCCGAGUGUCUGGUAAACAAUAGACUGCAGAUGAUGUAAAAAUGACUAUAUCUGUGAUCUGUUACUAAUCAGAUGGUUGAAAACAUGGGAAAUAUUAGUUAAUUAGCUAACAUAACUCUUAAACUCCUGUGAGAGACCAAGACAGAAUUUCUCCUUGUAAUACCAAUGUACUAUCAAGCAGAAAAGAAUAAAGAAAAAAAUAUCAAUUAGAAGAGUAUUAGUUGAUCAAAUACCAAAUUCUUCAAACCAACAUAGUAAGAAUUAUAUGGCAGACAGUUAAGAGAACUACUGAGAGCUUUGGAGUGAAACAUUUGAGUAUUGAUUCAUAUGUUUCCCUCUUGAUUUUAGUCUCAAGGGGAAAACUUUCCAGACUCUAUCCAGGAAUAUCUGCUACUUCUUCAGUCACGGACACAGAAUGCUGAAGAAGAAGUGAAGGAAUGUGAGAUAAUCUUGGAGAAGUUACCUCUUGGUAUGUUAGAAUAUGAUGUUGUCUGUAAGCUGUUGCUUAAAUGAGAUAUUUUAACAGAUUCUUGUAACUUAUUAAAUUUGGUCAAGUGUGUUUGUUGUUGAUCUUAACAAACUUUCAGAGUUUUUAUUCUGAGAACCCUCGCAUUCAGUAGAGGGUGAUUUUUACACAGGAUGAAGCUGAUGUAAAGGGGCUAGACAUCAAUGAAAUCUUGUCACAUUGUUGUAUUUGAUGUGACUAUAGGUAUGUGCACAUACAUUGUGUAAAUGUUUCUCCACAGGGAGUUCAGUGAAAGAAGAUGAAGCUUUGCUCUCGCAGAGAAUAAAGGAAGAACUUGGUGAUGAUUAUUCUGAAAAUCCUCUUGUCAUUAGAGAUAGGGUGAGCUGAUUGAUUCUACAUGUAUUAACCAGAGAAAUUUGAAAGGUUCUUAAAUAUGUAUAGGCAAGUCUUGCAAUUUUUGUUUGGUAUUGCACAUCUUCUCCUUGAUCCUGAAUAUGCUUUUGGUACAUCUAUAUGUAAGUAAGCAGCCAUAUUGUUACUGCACCAUUGCUCCUUUAACCCUCUAGCUCCCAUGCAUGACCGAGACAGAAUUUCUCCUUACAAUAUCAAUACAAUUUCAAGCAGAAAAGGGAUGAGAAUAGAGAAAAAUAUCAAUGGGAGAUUAUUAAUAGAUCCAGUGCCACAUUCUCUGAACUAACAUUAUAAGACCUGUAUGACAAUUAUAAGGAGAAUUACUAAUGACAUCUUGGGAAUGAAAGAGUUAAAGAAUACCAACCAGUUGCAUUUUGUUGCUAUCUAUUAGGUUUUGUCAGAACUUGAAGAAACAGAACUAAAAGAGGAAAGGGAGAGGUUAGCAAGAGACAACAAGAAUGAAGAGGACAAUCAAUUUGCCUUGGAUAUUGUCAGACCAGGUAAUAAAUUUUAAGAUAUUUUUAUACAUGAACCUUUACUUAUGGCCACUUCUCUGGGAUGGUCACCUUAUUUACAAGCACAAUUUCUUUUUCCCCAAGAAAAUACAUGAAGUACACAUAUCCAAAUGUCUGUGAUUGUAAAUCUAACUUUAGUGAUUUAAAAUCAUUUAUCAGCCAUCAUUGAAGAAAUUCAAGCCCUUGAGGAAAAUGCUAAACAAAAGUUAAGAGAUUUAGAAGAGAAACAAGCCAAGAAAGAUCAGGAGAGAGAGUUGUGGUACAAAGAAAGAAGGCAACAAGAUGAGGCACGACGUAAAAGAGAACAAGAAGCUCGUUAUGAGAGACAAUUACAAUUUGAGGCUUCACAGGAGAAGUUACGUAAGGAACAAGAGGUACACUCCGUAAAAACCAUGUUCUCUAGGUUUGUUAGUGACUUGAAGUCUGGAAGCUUGUGCAAACUAACAUAGCAUCUCUAACAUGUGUAAUGCAAAUGACGUGGUAGAUGUCACAUUUUUUUAAUACAGAGCAGGUUUAAUGAUGUUGUGCUUUAUGAUUUGUGUGAAGCAGCUGCCAAAGGUCUGUGUACUCAUAUUAACUUUACUCCACUUAAUAGGUUCUCAAAGCUAAAUUGGAGGCAGAAGCCAGGGAGGAAGAGAAGAAACUUCAAAAAAUGGAGGAGCAGUUCCAGGUAACACUGACAACAUGACUGGCUCAAGAUCUCAUUAGUAUUUCUCCUUACUGUCUGCUAUACAAUUCUUCAGAUGUUAAUUCUGAGAAUUUGGUAUUGGAUCUACUAAUAAUCCCCUAAUUGAUACUUUUCUUGGUUCUCAUCACUUGUCUUCUUGAUUUUUUAUUGAUAAUGUAAGGAGAAAUUCUGUCUUGGUCACUCAUGGGAGUUAAAGGGUUAAUAAGAGUUUUUCUAUGCUCAAUUUUUCUGUAUGUAAACUACACACUACCCACAAUUUUCUUUAACAAAGGGCCAAUAGUAGAAAAGUUAGCUUUGGAAUCUUCCUGUGGGAUAUCAAUACAAUAUCAAUACGAUAUCAAUACAAUAUCAAUACGAUAUCAAUACAAUAUCAAUACAAUAUCAACCAGAUAAGUGAUGAGAAUAAAGAAAAAAAUCAAUUUGGGGAUAAUUAGUUGAUCCAAUACUAAAUUCUCUAAACUAACAUUAUAGGAAUUAUAUGGUUUACAGUAAUGAGAAUUACAAAUUUGAUCUGGGAGUUAAAGGGUUAAGUUAUUGCCAAGAAGUGUUUACAGAGGUUUCAUUUGAUUAAAUUGUAGAUGGAGAUUAGGACAAUAGAGGAAGAGAAAAGGAAACAGAGUGAAGCUUUGGAAGAGACAAAGGUACGAAGAUUGUACUCUAUUUUUGAUACACGAAAAUCUGAGGUGCUGGCCAAUUCACAUUAACAACGCAGUUGAUAUAACAAAUUGUAAUACCCGAAAUGGUUACAUACCCUAAGUCAGCAGGCCAAGAACAGAAUGGGGCAGAAACAAAACAUAUUAUAAAGCAAUCGAUGAUUGAACUUCACUGUCGAGUGAGCUCAAGAGACUGAUGCCAAAAACGAUUUUUAAUCACAUACUGAAACUUUUUCUAUUCAACUAUUUUAACCUCUAGUUAGUAUUUUUAGUCUCAGUUCUUAGUUUUAAACUUAGGCUUGUAGUCUUAGUCCUAGCUUUUUUAAUAUAAUUUAUUUUUUAAAUUUUUAUGCGGACCCUCCUGAAAACCACCUUCAGGUGAUUGGAGGCUUCCUCUCAAAAUAUUAUUAUUAUUAUUAUUAUUAUUUUUAUGAUUAUAAAUUUAUCUUGCAAAACAUGUUAAUCUUAAUGACAAUGUUGAUUGUACUUCCUGCCCACAUUAAAGUUUUGCCUAACUCAAUUUACAGAAAAAGGAGCAAGAAUAUCAACUUAGGAAGAGAGAAGUUGCUGCUACCAAACUACAGAAGUUUUACAAAGGCUUUAGGUAUAAAAUUAUAAUCGUAGCCUUAAGGUUGGAAUUUGUAAAUUGCUUUUCCAAAGAUAUAUAUUCAAAGUGCAUUAAUUAUUAAUUCUAUGAAUCAUUUGUUGAUUAAGAACAAGGAAACAGUUUCAACCAAUACUGGAAGCUAAGAAGUUAGAGAGGAUAAAGAAAAGAAAUGAAGAACUUGACAGCAUUGAAAGGGUAGAGAGAAAGCUGAGAGAGGAAGCUGAGAAAAAGAAACUUGAAGAUGAACAGAGAAGAAGGGAAGAAAAAGAAAAUAGGUUGAGACAAGAAGAAGAAAGAAGGAAACAAGAGGCGGAGGAGAACGAAAGGAAACUGAAAGAAGAGCAGAGAUUAAGAGAGGAGAAGAAAAAAAAGAUGGAAGAAGUGGAAAAAAGAAGAAUUGAGGAAGAGGAGAGGAGGAAAGAAGAAGCCAGGAAAAAGAAAGAGGAAGAAGAAAAGCAGAGAGAAGCAGAGGAGAAACAACAGAGAAUUGAAGAGGGAAAGAAAAGGGAAGAAGAGGAGAAAAGAAAGAGAGAAGAAAUACAAAAGAAAAUUGAAGAAGAGAAACAAAGGAUAGCAGAAGAGAACAAGAGGAAAGAGGAAGAAAGGAAGAAAAAGGAGAUGGAAGAAAAUAUGAGAAAAGAGGAAGAAAGAAAGAAAAGGGAGAUGGAAGAAAAUAUGAGAAAAGAGGAAGAAAGAAAGAGAAGGGAGAUGGAAGAAAAUAUGAGAAAAGAGGACGAAAGAAAGAGAAGGGAGGAAGAGGAAAGACUCAAAGAAGAGCACAGGAGGAAAGUGUUGGAGGAAGAAUUGAAAACUAAAGAGGAGAAAGAGAAAAUGGAAAGAGAGAGGAUUCAAGGAGAUGAAAAACUAAUGCAAGAAGCCAAAGGAUUCUCAGAUCAACAGAAGUCUGAAACACUAUACAAAGAAAUCCCACAAGAGAAAAGGGAAAAGUUAUUGGAGCAGGCUAACACAUCUGGACAAGAAACAAAACUCUCAACAAGAUUGGCAUUAACAAAAGAACUAGAGGCAAGGAGACUGCAGUGGGUAAAAGAACAUACUCCUUGGAGGUAAAUUGAACAUAAUUUCAUAUUUUGCAGCACUGAUGAUGUUUCAGCAUUUAAGAAAGUAUGUUCUUCACAACAAAUGUUUGCAAACCAGCUAAAAAAAGUGAUUAAAAUUACUACUUGUACAAGUAUCAGAUCUAACUUGAAAGGUGCAUGCAUUCUCAAGCUGCUGCAGAAGCAAAAAACAAGUGGCAAAUGUCUUAGCAUGCUCUAAUAUCUUUUGAAUUUUUUCUGUAACUUGCAGUUAUCUUUCCCCUCUCACCUAUUUUGUUGUUUCCUGGUGCUGAUGUUAACUCCUGGAAGUGAUUAACAUGUAACUUCUCUCUAUAAUAUUCAUACUUUAUCCAGCAAAUGGGUGAUGAGAAUACUCAAACUUAUCCAGUUGAAGUUGAUAUCUUGAUCAAAAACCAAAUUAUUGCAACUAAUUUAUGAAGAAAUUUGUAGAGGGGAGAAGGGAGAAUUGACAGUCAGAUCUUGAGAGUUAAAGGGUCAAACAAACAGUGGAAACCACCAGGUAACAUUGUUUGGGGAAGAGGGGAAGAGAGAGGGGAAGGGGGGGAGAGAGAGAGAGGGAAAGAGGGAGAGGGGGAAGAGAGAGGGAAAGGGGGGGGAGAGAGAGGAAAAGGGGGGGGAAGAGAGAGGGGGAGAGAGAGAGAGGGGGGGGGAGAGGGGGGAGAGAGAGGGAAAGGGGAGGGGAGAGAGAGGGAAAGGGGAGAGAGGGAAAGGGGGGAGAGAGGGGGGGGGAGAGAGGCAAGGGGGGAGAGAGAGGGAAAGAAGGGAGGGGGAGAGAUAGAAAGGGGGGACAAGUGUAAGUUUUGGGGAGAGGAGGGCUUUCAAGAAACUUAUUACACAUGAAUUACAAGAUUUCUGUUAAUUAUGUGUGGUGGAGAAUUGUUGACCAUCUUCUAAGGGGAAGGGUGCUAAUUACAUGUACCUUUGCCACUCAUUGACGCAUGCUCAUUCAUAUGUAAAAUGUAUCAGAUGGCAAGUUGCCAACACCUUACUGACUGAAAAUUAGUUUGCAAAGCCACAAACAGAACAUUGUUUUGGUUUUUCUAGCACAGUAUCCACUUCAGAGGGGAGAACUCAUCCUGUAGCUAUGAAGUCAAGACCAAGGUAAUACAUAUUUGUUUUACAGUGAAAUUUGCUGCAAGAGGAAACUCAAAUGUGGCACAUCACAAUAUUUUGUGCUGUGGAGGAAAUUAAAGAAAUUUAGUUUGGAAAAAUAGGAAGAAAUUAAAAUGGGAAAGUUAAACUAGAAGGCACUAGCAUCCCGUUACACUCCACUAUCAGUAAACAUGUUCUCUCUACUGCACUACUGUAACUAUGCUGUGCUUCUGAUGAAGAGAAUUUAUUUAACAAUCUAGAGUUUUCUUAGUUGGCAAUCGUUUCCUUUAUGCUUACGACCCUAAUGUUAAAUUCAGCAACGAAAGGGUAAUCGUGUAUAAUUAGGGAAAAGGAAAGGAUAUUAACAGAUAACAAAUUACUUUCUAAGACAAAAUUUCAAAUUUCAACGAAAAUGACUAAAAAAUACUGUAAUUUUCUUGUUUGAAUUAUAUCUUUAUAGAAGAGCACUUUCUGCUGGCAAACAUCUUCCUGCUUUAACUGAAGAACAGCUUUUGAUGUCAUCUCCUUCCAAUACGUCUCUCCAUAGAGUAAGUAGUUUGCUACUGCUACCAGCCGGUUAACCAGGUAUUUCGUUCAAAAUCGUGAGAAUGUUUUAGGGGAAGCGGAAUAUUAGAUCAAGAUGAAGGGUGGUUAAUUUUUUCCAGGUGAAGUGUAUCGCACUCAACGAACUUCCAAGCUGUAGUAUGCAAGGGCUUAGUCAGUGUCCAGAAGUGAGGUCUUUGUCACUUCAAAACUGCGGAUUGUUGGUAGUUGAAGGUUUAGACAAGUGCAAAGAACUACAAGAACUUCAUUUACAGGUAAGGAACUCCGUGUCAGUUCCCAGCCGUCUUCAUAAUCACACGGCAGCCAAUUGAAGACCAAAAAAAUUAGGUAGUGUGUUUGGUAGUGUGUCGGCCGACGCGUCGGUAGGAUCGGAUUCUUUACCUUACCAAAAAAUUGAUAGUGUUUUGUAAAAAAGCAAAGUACUGUACUAUAUAAAAUAUCCGUUUGAAUUAACUGUAAAAAACAAAGACGCAAUUUAACCUGUAGAGAAAGAUAAAAAAACGUCUGUUUAAAAAAAAAAAUGACUGUCCUAAGAAGCCGCAGAACGAAGUGCGUCUCUCAGCCAGUACACCUUUCGCACAUGAUGCCCAAACCUUAGACAUCAGUAUUGCAUUUAGUCGUCAUGGUUACAUUAAACACAUUGUGUGCAAUAAUUCCACCAACGAAUCAACCCACAGACUCCCAAAAUUAAGAUACUGGUUACACAGAAAGUGAUAAGUCAGCUUUCUGCUCCCACUUUCAUUUCAGGGUAACAACAUUGAAGCAAUCAACAUUAAAGAUCUUCCUAAGCUGGAAGACAUAUCUCUUGCCAACAACAACUUGUCCUCUGUCCAUGGAUUAGAAGGAAUUGGUUCCAUUAUGUCUUUGGACUUGAGCAAUAACAAGAUUACCAGAAUAGGUAAAAAGAAAGAAAGAAAUAGAACCAUUUAUGUUAUGAUUAUUAAUGGCGCGUACACUGUAUACGCUGAAUACUGUUCAAAGGAAAGGUAUCUGCAUAUCGUUAGACGCGAUAUCCUUUUUUCGUGACCUGAGUCUCAUUUCGCACCAGCGGCCGUCAAAAUUUGAUGUGAAAUUUUGCAAAGCAAAUUAAAGUUUGUUCACAGACCUUUGUUUUAGAUCAUAACUCUUUGCGCGUGCGAAUCAAGAAGCGCAGAAAAUUAAACAAACGCGAACGCCAGGAAUGUUGCUUUCAUGUUUCCGCUCGUUCUCGCGCGGUGGCUCGCUUUUCUCCCUCCUCGAGCGACAGUAAAGGAAAGAAGGGCCUUGGACAAACCACGAAAAGUGAAGAAGAAACUGUUUCUUACUCCUUAUGUAUUUCAUCCUUAAUGAUUUAGUUAUUUCAUGAGAAAUGGGUCGUGACUUGCGAGAAACGAAACUCGUUCUACGAGAAACGGGAAAAGAGGUGUUGCGCUACCGUUGAGAAGUACUAGAAUUGCAGAAGAUCUUCUUGACACUCUGGAUCAGGUUCUUUGGCGUACAAUUGCUAUUUCUUUUCGGUUAACUGCUUGUGAAUUAGCAAUACGUCUACGAUCUUCCUUCGACCAUUCAAUUGCUGAUUUGGAACUGUAACCUCAGUUGACUGCUCACCGUUAUGUUAACGAUUGUAACUGAUCGAUAUCCUUGCACGAAGGACUCUUGGCUUGUUUUGACGGUUUUUGUUGUUUCGGUACGAAUGUUUCGUUUAAGAAAUAACCGUCUUCUGUCCACCAACAUAGUGCCGUUUCUUUCUUGUGCAGGAGAUCUAGCAUCCUGCAGGAGGCUUCAGAAACUACUCAUGGAUAACAAUCAACUCAUAAACACCAAGGUAAUGUGAAACGGAUGAUGUCGUGAUGCUGGAUGCUUCGCGAAUGGAACUUCUGCAAUAUUCAAAUUGGGCCACGACCUUGAAAGAAGGUUCUCUUUGGGCAAAAAAUGAUAAAAGACCGAUUGGUAGACCAUAUUCUCUCAGUAGUACUGUAGAGUCAAUAACUGAGCUUUUUUUUCUCGACAGGGUUUGUCUUGUCUCUCAAGACUUCAGCACUUAAGUCUGGCUCACAAUCACUUGGCUCGUGUCAAUGAGAUUGACAACUGUCUGCUGCUUCAAACGUUGAAUCUUCGAGCAAAUAAUUUACUAGAAGUGAGUAGAUUACAUCUUUCAAAAUGUGCACGUUGAUAACCUGAUUUUUUCAUGUGAUAAUUAUUUUGAAGAGACUUCUUUUUAUUCAUCACAGCCUCCUCGUGUUGUAAACAGUGUUCUCUUGAGAGAGCUUAGACUUGAUGAUAACAGCAUCUCUUCCUUAGAUGCCCUGUCGACUGCAUGGCUACCCUUGCUUCAGAUUCUCAGUGUGAGCCAAAACAGGUGAGAAACAAAAAGACCAUAAGGAUACCUAUUAUACAAGGUGCAGGGUUCUGAAUGCUUCUUGUAAUUCCUCAUUAUGUUGUCCAACCCGCUCGCCCCUCAGAAUGGAGGUCUUUUCGAUUGAGUGUCGCAAAACCAGAACCAAAGAAAUCAUGACGGAGAGUAAGAGCAAAUUUCAAUUGAGUGUGGAAAGUAAUCCAUGGUUGGAUUGGUUUUGCCUCACUACGGUCUUUGACUGAUCUAGAAAAUUCGCGCCAAUCUCUCAACCAAUCAAAUGCAAAACUAAAAUCGAUCGCGACGUGGUAACCCGCGUUUUCCCGCGCUACAGGGAGUUUGCGUGUUUGUUUUGUUCUGAUCGGCCGUUGUGAUCACUUGGGUUUUUUCCUCCGGGUCCUUCGACUUUCCUCCCUCCAAAAAACUGUUGACACUUAUUUGUAACUUUCUCCGCUAGGAUCAUGUAUUAGGUUUCAGGUUCCCAUCUUCACUCCUGUUUUACUAAAGGACACCUUUGAGUGGCAACACCGUACAAGAACCCCAAUAACGUCUCACCGUUGAUUUAAGUCGAGACUCCAGAACUCGAAGCACUUUCUGAAGAUAGUUUCGAGUGAUCGCUCAUAGCACCUGUACAAGCUCGUAGUUGUAUUUUUAUUCAGUCACACAGUUGUCUUCGUAAUUUACUGAGGUUUUCAUCGAUAUUUCGUGUUUGUUUGUAGCAUAUCUCGGUUGGCGCCUCUCGGUAAUUUGAUCACGAUGAAGUUUUUGGAUAUCAGCAACAACCUAAUAUCAGGUAUGAACAUUGCAACCCAACUUGUUUGAUUUGGCUCGCACUUUUAGUGGCUUCUAACAAUGAGAGGCGGCUGCAUUCGAAAAAUACGUUUGUUUCGAAGACUUGCUGUUUUUAACUGUUGCUAUUUUGUAUUUUCCAAACAGGACAUUAAGGAUUUUUUCAAUUGUGCAUGAAAAGAAAAAUUUAGCCAAGGUGGUCGUGCGCAAUCCAUGUUCAAUUUUAACAUCCUCGUUUAUUUCCAUUUUAAUCUCCCCUCCUUAAUGUUUUAAUUUUUUCUUGCAAAACUGAUAUUUUGACAGUGAAUUGGUACCCAGGAGAAAACGUCUCAAAACAUUUUGACGCGUGUGUACUCUAGUAAUUUUUUCAGAGGCCUCUAUUUAGGAGAAACUAGCGCGGGUCUGGUGGAUAUCGACUUCUGGAAGUUUUCACUGUGUUUCUGUUUCCAUCUUUAUCUGAAGUGAUUCACCACACACCUAUUUAUUAUAAACAUUUCUUACAGACACUGACAGUCUUCUCCACGGGUUACAAAACUGCCACAGAAUUAGAACAUUAAAGGCUGCAGAAAAUCCUGUUUAUGAAGAUCCUAACUGCAGGUAUUUUGUUCUACAUUCAUACUCUUGGUGUUUGCGAACAUAAAUUGUUGUAGCUGACACUGACUGAGAUAUCACAUCAUCUUCACAGAGCCUUGAUACUGGAAUACCUGCCAAACCUAUUGAGUUUGGACGACGAGAUUACGCACCAGAAAAGCAGAGUAAGAAAAAUUCUAAACAAACUGAAGAAUUUCCACAGCUUUGAUAGAUCUUUUCAUUGAAGAAUGAUUUCUUACGUUGUCUCACUGGCCUACAAUUGGCGUUUUCUCUCAUCGCAGGUUUCAGCUGAGAAUCAAGCUGUGUUCCUUGAAAUGUGUCAGAACCAACUCCAUUCUCAGGAUAAUUUAAAGGCCAAGCAAGAAAAAGAACUCGGGUAGGCUUUGAAACAAAACGUGCAGUGUACGGUGAAGCCACGACGUAACAAAUGGUUCAGGGUUAUUGCGUUACUCGCCUGUGUGCCUUUGUUUUUUAGACUGGUUUUGUUUUAGCCAUAGUAACAAGAUUUAAAAUCAGACGUUUUGACUGGACUGCUUGCUUGUAUUCAGGGAAUUUUUUACCGUAAAUGUAAAUAAUGUAGUAGUCACCAGGUAUCAAUAUGUAUACAUUUUUAUCCAACAGUGAGAUUACGGACGCAAGAAACCCAGAAAGUGUUGUAAGAAGACUACGCUUAAAGGUAAGACAGAUUUUUUUAACUAUCUACUGUUCUGCAAUGUGAAAGUGAAUUUCUUUGAGGAAAGAUAAAUGAGAAGGUCGAGAAGUGGUAUUUUAUUUCUUUACUUAUAAUGUUUAGUUCUCCAUUUGUCGUUGUUGUCGUAGUUGUUGUUGUCGUGGUUGUUGUUAUCGUUUAUAAUAAUGAUAGUUUUUUGUUUUCUAUGAAUGUCAGAGUCAACACAACCAGGAAAGAUUUGAAUUGGCGGUAAGACACCUGCUUGAACACGAAAAUUUCAGUUCAGAAAACGCAAGUUGUGUAGACAAGGAAGAGAAAACUUUGGACGGCGACAGAAACCGAGAAGGGAAGGCACAGUUGCACCAUCCACAGCUGCACCAGCCGAGUGCAAGGAAUGAAAAGGAAGGAAAAACUAAACAGUCAAUAGAUCUUCUGUAAGUUUAACAAUAAAGUUAAUAUCUGAAUUUAGAGUCACUGCGAAAUUUCACAAUCCAUUGCACUAAAUACUUGUAUGGAGCGGAUAAUUUAGCUUGAAAUUGUGACUCCGCCUUUAUUUCGUAUUGCGCGGGUUUUAGGGCAUUGCGCCCAACUUGACGAAACGAUAAUUUUGAUGAACGACAAAUCUGACAGAACGUGAAUUCUGAGCAGCAUCGGAUUUUAUGCGACGACUAUUUUCGCGCGGUUCCUUUUGUUGGAGUGGCACUCAACUUAUGCGUCACGUGAUAUCGCAUCACGCUGCGCUGCGCGUAAAAUUGUGCACACUUUCAUCUUGAUUUUCCUUCGAUUUUUGUCGCUGUUUACACCAGCAGAUCAGUGAGAACUUAUCUGUUUAAAUAGGGCACAACAACAUGUGGCUGCUACUAAGAUCCAGGCGCUUUGGAGGGGAUGGCACAUCAGGCAUUUGAUUGAUGUCAACACCACUAAAGUAAGUUCAUUGUUCUACUGAUAAUAAAGCAAACAAUUUAACCGUUUGGUAACCCUUUCACUCUCAAAAUCUCAUUAGCACUUCUCCUUAAUGUCUGGCAUACAAUUCCCACGAUGGCAGUUCGGAGAAUUUGGUAUUGGAUCAACCAUCAAUUCCCUAAUUGAUAUUUUUCUUCAUUCUCAUCACUUGAUAUUUUGAUAUUUUAAAUAGAAAUUUUGUCAUGCUCACUCAUGAGUUUAAGGGUUAAAGCCAGCGGUUUGGCUGUGAAAAAGUGCUUCACAGCUUUCGUCUUUUGCUCGUGGUGGCUUACGGUACGAUCAUGGUUUAUUGUAGGUGCUUGUAAGAACCGAGAGGCUAUUGAUUGGAUAACUAAAUUCGAACCUUUUCGAGUUUCUGCAAAAACACCUCAGAAGAGUUGAUUAGAUAAUGAAGUCGGAACCUUUAGUUUACAAAAAUACCAAGGAUAGAUUUGAUUGGACAGCAAGUCCAAACCUAUUAGAAUGAUAGCGAAGGUGCCCUUAGUGAGAAUUUUCGAUGUGAGAACUAGUUCGGAUAUUUCUAGAAAGAUUUCUCAUCCAAAGGAAAAUGUAAGACGAAACACUUCUUCCUUCUCUUCACUUAACAGUCAAACAUGAUUGAUAGUUUUGUCUUUAUUCACAGUGGCUCGCAGCUGUGACCAUUCAGUCAGCCUGGCGGGGCUACCUGGUUCGCUCACAACUCAAGAAACAACCCAAGGAACCAUGGGAUCCGAAAAGAAAUUCUGCAGCCACCAUAAUUCAGGUGAAGACAGCAUCACGAGUGAUUCCUUUUACUGGUAUUAAUUUCAAGAUUGGAAAUGGACGAACCAUCAAAAGCAAUCCGAGAUCGCAUUCAUUUUUCUUUGCCUCGUGCUGUGAUUAGUCCAGAAAUUCGCUUCUCUUUCGACAAAUCAAAUGCGAAACCAAAGGGAGUCGGCCUCAGGUCACUCGCCCUUUCCUGCCUAUCAUGAAGUUUGCAUGUUUUUUUGCUUUAAAUUCUCAUCGUCUACUUUUGUUAUUUUCCUAUCUCAUGGCUGGCCGUCGCAAUGACAACCUUGGUGUUUGGUUUUACGGCACUCGUCUGAAAUGCGCAUUAAUAAGGAUGGUUCUGGUUAUAAAACAUGCUGCCAAAGGCUUUCUUCCAAAAGAAAAAAUAUUGGUGGUCGUGAAUUUCCUCAGAGUCCCCGCCAUGAUAACUCUUGUUUACCGAAAGACCAAAUUAUUCCUCUUUCUCAUUCAGGCGCAUUUCCGUGGUCAGCGGGUUCGUCGCCGGCUUAAUGAAGCUCUGAGGGCCGCUCAAUUUUAUGACGAUGAAGAAGAGGAAGAGUUUGAUUAUGAUGAAGAAGUGGAUCUUACGGCUUUCGAUUUUGACGAAAACGUUUUAGAACUAGGAUGGACACCGAGUGAAACUCCACAGCUUCCGUCCAGGUCUGUUUGGUUACACGAGGAAAGCUCAUAUGUUUGUUUCUCAGCUGUGACUUGGCUUACCGUUCUACCGUUGGUUUAGAACUGUUGAAUUAUGGGUAGCGGGUUGAUUGGCAAAGUAACAACUUCUAAUCAAUGGCUGUUUUUUUCGAUUGUUUUUAGAAUCGAAUACAAAUUGCUUUUGUUGGUUCUUUCGAUUAUCCAUGUCUUUGUGGUAGUUUUCCUGGCUGUUUCCCCCUGUAAAAAACCACGCGUACUAUCCGUGAACCCUUUACACUCUAACAUCAGUAUGCAUAUUCUCCUUAGUGUUCUCUGUACAUUCCCCAAGUUGCUGAUAAGAAGAGUUUGUUUAACAGUUGGUGAUCAUUUCCUUUAUUCUCAUGACCAUAAUGUAUGAUUCAGGCGUGAUGUUGUAAGGAGAAAAUAGAUGUUAGUCACUCUUAGGGAUCAAAGGGUUCAUGGCAAAGUUCUUCGAAAACGAGAAAUCUACCACCGUUGGAACGGGUAUAGAGCUUAACUUUGUUAAUUUUUUUUACCCUCUUACCUGUAAAGCGAAACCAUUUUCUUUGAGAUUUUGGCUCAGGAGCUGGCAAUAAGUCUUCUCUAAACGUCACUUCACACUUGUUAAGGAAAACCCAAUGUGUAAUUUAAAAAACAUUAAGCGAACAAAUUUUAAAGGUGUAGAAAAGCCGAAUUCAUUGUUACUAACUUGAAGUGCUCUGAUUUGUGUUCAAGGGGACCAGUGUUAAAAUCACCUGGGAAACCAAUUAAGGUAUGAGUGAGAUGCCAUCAUUGCUAAUCAUCGUCUUCAAUCUUUAACGACCAGAGUUUGUAAUCCACGAAGUUGUGGUUCUUAUCAGAACUUUUGUACAAUUUCCUCAUAGUUUUGUUAUGUGUUCUACAACUGGAGAUGUUGCCAAGCUCCUCAUAUCAAACGCCGUGGAAUAAAUUAUUUGAAUAAAAAAUGCAGAUCAAUUAAAAUUGGAGAAUAAAUUUGAGGCCAAAGAAACGGCUUCUAGUUUUUUACUGAGAUGGAAUUCUGGGGAAAAUACGAGAUAGUGGAAAAUAAGUAUGUUAUCACAUUCUUACCUCGUAUCUUUAUCCUUUGAUAAUUUUAGUAAACGUGGUAAUCAUGUCCACAAUCCUUGUUCAUUUUUAGACAUAUCUCGAAAAGAAUUCCAGAGCUGCCUUCCAACCAGAACCCACGGCACCAAAACCUCGUCACGCCUGGCGUUCAGUAGACUCACCCAUUACCGAUGUCAAUCAACUGCCUGUUGGCAAGGCAACCAUAGAUCAUGACCAAAUGUCAAUGACUUCUGGCUUGCAAAGUCAUCUGUCACAUCGUGCAGAAGAACUGAGCAGCGAGUGGUAAGGAUGUAAUUGAUGUUUUAAGACAGGGUUGCCCUCUUUCAUUCUGUUUUUUAUUCAGGUCAGAAAGCCUUGAAAGCUUAACUGAAAAUAAGUUCUCAGUUCAGGUGAUGAAUUUUCCUUCUGCUUUUGACGCAUGUAUACACGUGCUAAGAUCCAUUUAUCGUCUCCGAUUAGCUUACAAUUGUGUUUGAAAUAAGUGCGCCAAUCAAAGUCUUGCACGGAGGGGUUAUGCUUGAAUUUCUGUUGGUUCAAGGCAUGCUCCACCUUAUUGUGGCCUUUGUAAACCUUAAUAACGCCCAUGUUAUGAACACCUAGCAUUAUUACCACUAUUACAUUUAGGGGUUUCAAGAGUUCCGAGACAGCUGAACUGAUGAUGAGAAGAGCGAAAAAGAUGAAAUAUAAUCCCGCCAGAAGGAAAAAGCUGCUUGGUAGGUUUUAAUGUCAAAUUUAUUCAGAGAAGAGAAAGGUUUAGCCCGCCACUACGUCUGAGGCGGUUUGUGUAGCUUUUCCUUGACAUACCUUUUAAACAUUACGUUUUUCUACAGGAGAUUCUCCUCCUGCAGUAUGGACGCCAUUUUUGCGUUUUUCAGAAGAGCGGGGUUAAGAGGGAGAUAAGCGCGGGGGCGCGCGGGGGCGCGCGAGGGCGCGCGAGGGCGUGACUCGUGCAAUUGGAGUGGCUCGAAAAGGAUGACACUUCUCUUCGUGCACGUGACUCACUCCUCGCGUUCGCCACGAGCCUGCCUGCGUACGUCCGACAAACGCAAAAAUAAGCUUUUCCUGUGAGCCAAGUGCUAAAUAGAUAAAUUAUAGUGUGCACUGGAAGUUUAGUUUUGCAAAAAAGUUGUGAAACAUUGGUUACAAUUGAGGGGCAAAGAAGAUGUGGAUCCCUCAUUACCCAGUAGGAUUCAGACCUCACCCAGGUCCGAUCUUGAGCUCGAAUAGUUUAUUUAUUCAUUGAUUAAUUUAGUUUUUUUUUCUAUUUUCAUGAGAUCCCAAUAAACGUCUGGCUUUAUUCAAGAAGCUGGAAGAAACCAAUAAGUUACAGGAGGUGAAACCACCGCCUACUAGAAGGCAACCGCCAAAUAGAGUGGAAUAUUUUGCGGGUGAGGGUUGUUACUUAAAAAGCUAAACUGAUUAUUUUGGCGACGAAAAAUUCGGAUUUUGCUUUUAGCUGCAACAUUCAUGUGUGGAAAUAGGUUUGCUUGAUAAGAGACAAGAAGUAGCUGUUUCUUUUCUUUUCGUUUUGAUUUGUUUAUGGUCUGUGGUUAGGUAAACACAGCGGUCAAACGUCGGAAAUGCUAGGAGGGAUCAAUUUUAGCCGCCUGCGCGCCAAUUUUCCGCCCAAAAUUUCCAAGGAAAGCACGAGACUACCGCUGUCACGCAAAAUAUGCAAAAGAAAUAGAAAUCUGCAUAAGAAAACGAAAGUUGGGAAAAGGAAAACUCGAACCUUAGUGUAGUUUUUAACUAUUAUUACAAUUAUCCUGUUUAUUUACAAUUUUGUCAGCUUGAGCUUUAUCAAAAAGAUAUACUCUUUUAAAACAGCGCGACUUUGAGGUUUGUUUGUCCAUUUAAAACUCCAGUGAAGCUUCUUGGUUCUGACAGCCUCAAAGCGCGCCACCUUGGCCUUGAAAAGUUCGCACUUGCCCAGACGUUUGAUCGCUGUCUUGGUGAAGUAAGGCCAGAGAACGGCUGGCAGUUUCGCCUGUUGAUCAAACACACCGCCAAAGGAAAAUUCAACAAUCAGAAUAAUAAAAUUUGUAACAGGUGAUGUAGCGCAGGAAGAUGAUUAACGAGGACCAGGUGUUUGAAGAUCUCUGGUAUCAAAUUUUCACAGAGUUCAACAAAGAUAUAGAGUUGAUAAAGAGUUGCGGUAACCGUCUAAUGCCAUUUUAAACCUAUUACUUUUGUGCUUUUCGAUUUCCUGUUCUCUUCAGCGCGUGAAGCUAUGGCUAGUCAUCUGAAUUCUACAUCGCCGACUACUGAAAAGCAAAAUAGAGAGAAAAUGACUUACAGGUAAGCAUUUAUAUUUACUAAUCUUGAACCUUUGCUGUAGAUGGUUCUGCUUUGUUUUUGUUUUUAUCAAGUAAUUACAUUUAAAAUUCUCAUAAAUCUGCGCAAAGAUCAUGGGGUUACGGAAAAUUACCAAUUAAUGAUACAGCGCAUUUAGGAACACGAAGGUAAUAAGAUUAAAGGAAGUUUUCUCCGUGAUGGGACAACACCGUGCCUUACACUAACCUUUCUACUACCGUAGAGACUACAACGAGUGGCGAAAGUCCUGGCACAUACUUCUGCUAUUGAAUUUUUUCUAUAGCUUUCAUUUAUCUCCUCCUUCUUCGAUUUAAAUGUUGCCUGUUGUCAACGAAAUCGUCGCUCAUUUCGUGCAACAAUGAUUGGGUGAAAAGGGGCGCUUUCAAGUAACUUAUCACUGAUGAAUUACAAGAUUUCUGUUUAUUAUAUUAAGCGGAGGUGUUUAGACCGGCCACGUAUUAGUGGGAUGCGUUCCAACUACUUUUGUCACUUAUUGUUGUUACGCUUCAUCUUGAAACUUCGCUUCUCUGCUCUACCUCGUGAAUUUACCUUGUCCCGUUGUGUCAUUUGAAAUGAUUCUUAUUCUUAGUUUUUAACACUCCUUAUAUUUUUGUGCGGCUUCUAGUUGGGUUUACAGGCAGGCCGUUGUUCACGAAGACGAAGAGAAAAAUAUCAUGGCCGACAGAAAGGAAUACUCUCCUGACAAUAGAGCUAAGAAAACCUCGCCACAAAAGUAAUGAACCAUGUUUUAGAAACCUAUACAGUGCGAAAUCGGAGUGUUCUUUAUAUAGCUUCAUAACGCUUUAAAAACGGCGGGAUAUGCAUCUUUGUACCUGUGGGACACAGGAGCUCUGCACGUAACAAAAUGUAAUCAAGAACCCUUAAGUUACAAAUUUGUUCCUUAAUGAAAGGUUUAAGUGCAUCUUCACUAAAAAAAUAAAAAAAAAUAAAAAACGGGUUUUUUUUGGUUGACAUGCAUAAGGACUUGAAAUUAUUCAUCGUUACAGGUUCAGAAGACGGAAAGUCCGAGUCUGACAUUUCCGCUUUGCCCGCUCUUAAUCUGUAGGGAGUGUAGAGUUUCGUGAUCUACUAAUGGUUGGCUGUUUUAUUCAUUGUUUGAUGCAAAAUUCAGUCCUAGAAGUCAACCAGCUCCGAUAACGUUCUAGACUUUUGAAAUGAAGACAAAAAUAAUAGUUCUGUCCCCGGCUAACUCGUGUAAUUUUUUUCCUCGUGCAACCGGCAUUACUUCUCAGAAGUAAUGUUAUCUGUUAUUUUUCUUCACUAGAAACAAUCGCUCCUCUAUCAAUCUCCCCCACAUGGAUCCCGUGGUUCUCUCUGGACGUACCCUCCCUCUGAUAGUAAGUUAUGUCUAUCAUUUUCGAAUAUAGUGUUGAGGAAGGAUCAAUUUGUUUAGCUAGUGACACUCUAUGAUUUUGCGGCCUCCAUCACUUGAGACUGAUUUUAGUUUGGGCUAAGUUCUUUCCGCUUUUUUUUCGCAGUCCAGUCCACACUUUUCGCAAUCCCUGGAACAAUCGUCACCCGAAGGGCUCUCUCCGAGGAGGAAUUCAUUUUCCUCAGGUUAGCAUUCAGUAAUUCAGAAGGAUUGGUGAGAUUUGAUAAAGAGGAAUUUGUCUCUUUGGAUCGCUUGAUCUCGGGAACACGAGUAGCAGGGUCACGGUUUUUGUAAUGAUUUAUUUUAUGUGAUGAAAAAUGUCCUUGAAUAACAUAAAAAUUUGGAAAAUCUUACCCUUGAAUUGAAAAAUACCAACGAGGAGAGUGGCGCAAAAUGAGAAUAGGAUCGUUUAAGAUAACGCUGAGUGAGUUAGAUUUGCUUUCCUUGAAGCCGGUGUUGUAAGGACUGUUCAUUCCUUAUCUAGAGGGUCACGUGCGUUUUCCCGCCAUCAAAACUCAUUCCGUGCCCAACCUCCUAGCCAGGUCCUCGGCCAGUGGAGAACAACCAUUGACAACAGAGAAAAGCAACAGUGCUGGAGCGCGAAUCAACAGAGAAUCUAAAAACAAGAGAUGAUGGUAGUAAUCGUGCAGUGAGAUCCCGUGGUUUACACCUGCACUGCGACUGCCUUUUUUGGACAGUGUUCAGCAUCUUUGUUGAGAUUCUAUAAACUAUUUCCGAGCCUAUGGGGGAGGAGAGACUCUGAGACGUCAGAGCAUC